Messenger RNA from Emiliania huxleyi CCMP1516, 333 nucleotides. RefSeq lists its product as hypothetical. The coding region runs from base 1 to 333 and encodes 110 amino acids. NCBI's taxonomy places the organism in Eukaryota, Haptophyta, Isochrysidales, Noelaerhabdaceae. Gene Ontology annotation, cellular component: COPII-coated ER to Golgi transport vesicle; endoplasmic reticulum. The record is from RefSeq and is a predicted model, not a curated record. The transcript has a single exon.
AUGGAGUGGCUCAAAUCGGUUCACUUUUAUCGCAAGGUGCCAGCGGAUCUUACGGAGGCGACCCUCGCGGGAGGCACCAUCUCUCUCCUCUCGUCGCUCGCCAUGGCCUACCUCUUUGUCUCCAACUUUCGCAGCUUUUUGCAGAUCGAGACAGUCACGAGCGUGCGGCUCGAUGAGUCACAGGAGAAGAAGAUCCAGAUCAACUUCAACGUGACGCUGCACCACCUGCCCUGUCGCUUCGCCUCGGUAGACAUCGCCGACGUGAUGGGCACACACCUGCAGAACGUAUCCGCAAACAUCGUCAAGACCCGGUGCGCGGCAGCGCCAUCAUGA